Messenger RNA from Papaver somniferum (opium poppy), 678 nucleotides. Its product is annotated as polyubiquitin. The record is from RefSeq and is a predicted model, not a curated record. The coding region runs from base 59 to 520 and encodes 153 amino acids. Gene Ontology annotation, molecular function: ubiquitin protein ligase binding; protein tag activity. NCBI's taxonomy places the organism in Eukaryota, Viridiplantae, Streptophyta, Magnoliopsida, Ranunculales, Papaveraceae. Gene Ontology annotation, cellular component: nucleus; cytoplasm. The transcript has a single exon. Gene Ontology annotation, biological process: protein ubiquitination; modification-dependent protein catabolic process.
UUUUUACCAUCUCUUUCUCUCUUCUAAAGGAAUUUGAAUUCUUCAGCGAUCUUUGAAUAUGCAGAUCUUUGUGAAAACUCUAACUGGGAAGACAAUCACCCUUGAGGUUGAGAGCUCUGACACGAUCGACAAUGUCAAGGCUAAGAUUCAAGAUAAGGAAGGCAUCCCACCAGACCAGCAGCGUCUUAUUUUCGCCGGUAAACAGUUGGAAGAUGGAAGAACUCUAGCUGAUUAUAACAUCCAGAAGGAGUCUACUCUUCAUCUUGUCCUUCGUCUCCGAGGUGGUAUGCAGAUCUUUGUUAAGACUCUAACCGGCAAGACCAUCACUUUGGAAGUCGAGAGCUCUGACACGAUCGAUAACGUCAAGGCCAAGAUUCAAGAUAAGGAAGGCAUCCCUCCAGAUCAGCAGCGUUUGAUUUUCGCCGGUAAACAGUUGGAAGAUGGAAGAACUCUAGCUGAUUACAACAUUCAGAAGGAGUCUACUCUUCACCUUGUCCUUCGUCUCAGAGGUGGCCAUUAGAAAUUCCUCUUAUUCUUGGUGAUGAUUGCCAAGAAGAUGUUUAGUUCUUUGCUGUUACGUUGUGUUUUUUUUUUUAUCGGCACAUUGUUUUUUUUUUUCAGUUUUUAUGUAAGCUACUUUGGCCUGCAUGAAUUCAAGUACGUUUAAAACUCAAUGUG